Pollicipes pollicipes is the source of this 2220-nucleotide messenger RNA. RefSeq lists its product as uncharacterized. The coding region runs from base 70 to 2220 and encodes 716 amino acids. The transcript is spliced from 7 exons. NCBI's taxonomy places the organism in Eukaryota, Metazoa, Arthropoda, Thecostraca, Pollicipedomorpha, Pollicipedidae. The record is from RefSeq and is a predicted model, not a curated record.
AUCAUGCCUGAAAUGAUAUCGCAUUUUAUUUACAUCACUGCAUCAAGAGGAGUCAUUCACUGACACUUGAUGAUGGAGCCCGAAUACGUGCUACGCCGACCCACUGUGCGAGAGAGGACCAUCAAAGUCAUCCACUUAAGUGCACGCUUCUGCGUCAUUGCGUUGUGCAUUGGUUUACUAUGCACUAUUUUGCAAAAUUCCGAACGGAGAUAUGAAGAGCACGAUGAUGCCCAGGUGUACACUGCAACAGAAACAGUUGAUAAAACAAGACUUGAAAUCACCGUCUGCCCAUUCCCAGCAAUUGAACCAUCGAAGAUAUUGAAUUUUGGUCGCUAUUACAAGAUCGCUACCAAUGUCGAUUUUAACACAUUUGAUAUGGAAAAUUCACUUUCUGGCGAUGAUUUAAAGCUCGCAGUUUCAUGCCUUGAAAAGAAUCACUUUGUGCAUGAGAAAGAUACAUUCUUGCAUAAAAUGGAAUUUCUCCGGAACAAUUGGAAUAACACGACGUGCUCACAUAUCGCGCCGGAUAAAGCUAUUGAAGGAUACACAUUUAGGAAAACAUUUAACGGAUUCUCAUUUUUCGGUCUCUCGGAAGAAAUGCAAAUAGACGAAUUCGAUGCAGUUUACAGACAUAUUGACCUAUUGCGAUAUGACAAUACCACCGUACAAGAGCUCUUGGAGUUUUCGGCUCAAGACCUACACAAGCUGAUGAUAUCGGAUUUUGGACAAAAUAAUCAAGGUAAUUUCAGCAGCCCGUCACAAAAAAUUACAGUGCAAAGUAAAGUCUUAAGUUUUGGACCAAACUGCCGAAGAUAUAUCCAAUCCAAGAGUCAUAAAAUACUGCAUCAACGGUACCAACUGAAGCUUAUUUUGAGAAGGACAACAGAGAGCUACUUGUUGGUGUUCAUCAAUACGUUUCAAGAAUUUAGUGAUCUGCCGGUUGCUUCCAUAUUACGCCCUUAUCGGAUUCCAAUGGACAAAGACACUGUUCUCCACAUUCGCAGAAUUGAGAAGACAACACAAGAUGGGGAAUGUAGAUCAUAUGGACGUAACGAAUCUAGGGCUAAAUGCGUAGAAUUAUGCCUUUUGAAGGAGAUGGUCAACCAUGAAGAUUCGGUCUGUGUGGUGCCCUGGAUGAAGAGGGAUGGCGUUUACGAGGAUAUACGAAAGAAGAAAUUAUGCGAUUCCCUUGAAAAUGUCCAGAAAUCGGUCAAUAUUACCAAGCAAGUACUCUAUGGAAACACAUCGAAAUGCCGUCACGCAUGUCUUGCGCAAUGCGAACAGCACACCAUUUUGAUGAAAGUGAUGGGUGUCGUAAACCAUGUUCCGUCGGCUCAGCUUACACACACUUUGACAAUAGUUGUAUCCAACCUUUUGGACCAAUUCAAGGUUACGGAAUCCUACGACUCGGGACAAUUCAUUUCCGAGGUGCUUGGAACGCUUAGUUUCAUGUUGGGCAUUGCUCUUGUGGCGCUUAUUGAUUGGUUGGUCGCAAUAUUAUUGUGGAUGUGUGGUAAACUACCUUACAUUCCUUCAAUGCCACCAUUGAUAAACGAAGAUAUUUACCCUCUCGAAGUCUACUACAGCCUAAGGUGGGAGUUUUUAGGAAGACCGAUGCCUCUAGUCCAAGUACCUUCGUCUGAAGAACCUUACUACCACAGUCCAAUCAUGCCUCAAGCAACACGCUCUACCUUCAUGAGUAAGGCACUGCUUGAAUACCCAGUCCUGCGCUCAAAAUACAACAUAGUUGACACAUCUCCGGUCGAUGGGCGAGCUUCAAAGAGAGUACUACCCUCAGCAUCGACCGUUCGCCGUUCAGCAAGUACAAAGUUCCCGCGGCUUAACCAGAGGAAAUCUAGUUUGGUUGUGAUGACGCAAGCAUUGGUUGCAGCAACACAUAAGCAGAGUGAUGAGGAGUUCCUUCAUCAUCAGUUCAGCACCGAGAUGAAAGCCUUCCCUAAACGUGAAAUUCCUACCUUUGAAACGAGGAACAUUCAUAAAAGGUCUUCCUAUCCACUGACUUCAAAGUCUCUCCAUGGUCGCUUCCCGUCCAGGAAGCCCCUUAAAAUGCUUAUGAGCUACCACGGAAUGCCGGCGAAGUGGACUGGUCCAAACAGCACGCGAUCAAACGAGCGGGGCUCGCGUGGCCGAGGCCGCCGUGACCUCGAGCCGCUCGGUCUCCAAGUAACGCUGCCGUCGGACGCGUCAACAAUCGACUGA